Messenger RNA from Alosa alosa (allis shad), 3038 nucleotides. It is a transcript of the gene hid1b, whose product is annotated as HID1 domain containing b. Bases 329 to 2749 code for a protein of 806 amino acids. Gene Ontology annotation, cellular component: Golgi trans cisterna; membrane; Golgi medial cisterna. The transcript is spliced from 19 exons. NCBI's taxonomy places the organism in Eukaryota, Metazoa, Chordata, Actinopteri, Clupeiformes, Clupeidae. The record is from RefSeq and is a predicted model, not a curated record.
UUAUGGACGAACAGGCUACUCCAGGUUAACCGCUUGGAUGUAUAAUUGUUCAAUUAAUGGACGUUGUCAGCAUCAACUACAUCCUCAAACUUACUUUUUUGCCCUUAUCCCACUUAUUCUAUUAGAUCAUAUGUUCAGAAAUAACCUUUUACUUUAUUCAUGUAUGAGCAAAUAUUGUCAGUUAGUUGCUGGACCCGGAAGUUUCCUCCUCAAGAUCCUGCUCACGUCAAGUGUGCCAAUACCCGAGCGCUCGCGCUGUGGAGGCAGGUAACACACGGAUGAAAGUCAACCGGAGAUUCAGCCUCCGUCCCUGGAAAGGAAUAUAAAAAUGGGGAACUCCGACUCCAAAUUGCGUUUUAGAAAAGCGGUGAUACAGCUUACAACAAAAACACAGCCCGUGGAGGCCACAGACGAUGCCUUCUGGGACCAGUUUUGGGCCGACACCACCACCACUAUCCAGGACGUGUUCGCUCUGGUGCCGGCCGCCGAGAUCCGAGCCGUCAGAGAGGAGUCUCCGUCCAACCUGGCAACCCUCUGCUACAAGGCUGUGGAGAAACUGGUGCAGGGAGCAGAGUCCGGCUGCCCCUCGGAGAAGGAGAGGCAGAUUGUGCUGAACUGCGCCCGCCUCCUCACCCGAGUGCUGCCCUACAUCUUUGAGGAUCCAGACUGGAGAGGGUUUUUCUGGUCCACAUUGCCUGGUGCUGGACGGGCCGGGGAGGAUGACGGAGAUGAUGAAGGUGCGAGGCCGCUGGCCGAGUCUCUCCUUGUGGCCGUCGCUGACCUGCUCUUCUGUCCAGACUUCACCGUGCAGAGCCACAAGAAAGCCGGACUGGAUGGCCCAGAGGACAUGGCGUCUCUAGACAGCUGUGAAUACAUCUGGGAGGCCGGAGUAGGCUUCGCUCAUUCUCCCCCUUUCAACUACAUUCAUGACAUGAACAGGACAGAGCUGCUGAAGCUGCUGCUGACGUGUUUUUCUGAGGCCAUGUACCUGUCCCCCUCCACAGACAUAAACACACUUAACCCCUGGGUCACCUUCUUCUGCUCAGCCGACAACAGGCACGCACUCCCUCUCUUCACCUCCCUGCUGAACGUGGUGUGUGCCUACGACCCGGUGGGCUUCGGCGUUCCCUACAACCACCUGCUCUUCUCGGACCACCGCGAGCUGCUGGUGGAGCAGGCCAUGCAGGUGCUCAUGGUGGCCCUGGAGCACGACCUGGCGUCCACCUGCGCACAGCAGCCCCUGGAGCCCACAGCGCCCUCUGUGGAGCUGGAGGAGCAAGAGCCAGUGGGUCCUGACAACCUGUUUGUAAAUUACCUAUCAAGGAUUCACAGGGAGGAGGACCUGCACUUCAUCCUGAAGGGUCUGGCCCGGCUCCUGUCCAACCCGCUGCUGCAGACCUACCUGCCCAACUCCACCAAGAAGAUCCAGUUCCACCAAGAGCUGCUCGUGCUCUUUUGGAAGCUCUGCGACUUCAACAAGAAAUUCCUGUUCUUCGUGCUGAAGAGCAGCGACGUGCUGGACAUCCUGGUGCCCAUCCUCUUCUACCUGAACGAUGCCCGAGCCGACCAGUCCCGUGUGGGACUCAUCCAUAUCGGCGUGUUCAUCCUGCUGCUGCUGAGCGGGGAGAGGAACUUCGGCGUGCGCCUGAACAAGCCCUACUCUCUACGUGUGCCCAUGGACAUCCCUGUGUUCACCGGCACACACGCAGACCUGCUGGUGGUGGUGUUCCACAAGAUCAUCACAAGCGGACAUCAGCGCCUCCAGCCACUGUUUGACUGCCUCCUCACCAUCGUAGUCAAUGUGUCCCCUUACUUGAAGAGUCUGUCCAUGGUGGCUGCCAACAAACUCCUCCACCUUCUAGAGGCUUUCUCCAACAGCUGGUUCCUCUUCUCCUCCACCCAGAACCACCACCUGGUCUUCUUCCUGCUGGAGGUCUUCAACAACAUCAUCCAAUACCAAUUUGAUGGUAACUGUAACCUGGUCUACGGCAUCAUCCGCAAGCGCAACGUGUUCCAUCAGCUGGCCAACCUGCCCUCAGACCCCGCCUCCAUCCAGAAGGCCUUGCAGAGGAGGAAGAAGACUGCCGCUGGCAUCUCACGUGCCAGCUCCAUGGAAACGGUCUCCAUGGAGGGCUCUCGUCCCGCCAUUCCGGCCGAGCCAGGCACACUUAAGGCCAGCCUCGCGGCUACUCCAGGCAUUGAGAAGCUGACGGAGAGGUCUAAGCUGUCCGAGGACGGCAGCAUCGUGUCUCUGCAGGAGAGGCACUCAUCUCAGCCACAGGCUGACCAGAGCGCCAACGCAGGCGCAGCCAGCGACACAGAGUCCAACUCCGGGAGGGACAAUGAGGAUGUUUUCUAUUGUAAAACUGAGACGGCUAGGAGGCGCAUGUCCAGCACAUCAUCCUCUGUGUACUGGGUUCCCACACCAGAAUGGGUCCUCACCUGGAAGAGUAAGCUCCCUUUGCAGACCAUCAUGAGACUCCUGCAGGUGCUGGUUCCACAGGUGGAGAAGAUCUGCAUCGACAAGGGCCUGACGGAUGAGUCGGAGAUCCUGAAGUUCCUGCAGCAUGGCACCCUGGUGGGCCUGCUGCCCGUUCCUCACCCCAUCCUCAUCCGCAAGUACCAGGCCAACGUGGGCACAGCCAUGUGGUUCCGCACAUACAUGUGGGGGGUUGUGUACCUCCGUAACGUGGAUCCCCCAAUUUGGUAUGACACUGAUGUGAAACUCUUUGAGAUCCAGAGAGUCUAGUGGAAGUCUGUUCACACAGGAGCGAGAGACAUGGGAGAAAACAAACUACAGGGACAUUUCCAGUUUGAAAACUCUCUCAGCCAAUGGCCUCCACCCCGACCGCUUGAGUUUCCCAAUCAGUGAAGGAGGAGUACAAGUGAAGAGACCUGCUGCCAUACCAAAAGACCUGGGGGGAGGCCAUUUUGUUUUGUGACGCUUCGUUGAUAUUUAUGAAUUCUGCAACCAUGAGCUUGCCCUGGAGGCAUGACUGAAUAAACCCUAGGAGGCUUUUUGAGCACUUCCAAUGACA